CCCGUCUCUAACUGGUACAAAAUUCAGAUAUUUUCUUUCCUAAAAAAAAAACUAUUCAACCAACGUCAAUGGCGUCGCCGCCGCCGUGGUCCGACGACCUCCUAGGUCUCCUCGUCGCCGUCCUCGACGCGGUGUGCUCUUCCAGCUGGCGCUCCGUUGCUUCUCAGCCGCCUUCUUCGCCGUGGUCGGAACUCCCAGACGAGAUCCUAAAUCUGGUGAUGGCCGGCCUCCCUAACCUGGCAGACCGCGCUCGAUUCCAGUUGGUGUGUCGAUCCUGGCGCGCCUCGGCUCCCCCUCCGCCGCAAGUGCCGUGGAUGCGGACGGUGCUGCGUUCCUGGCAAGCGGUUUCCUGCCCCCCACCGCGGCAGCGGCCUUGGAAGUGGAUCGACUCCGCGUGCCGCCGUCCGUCCGCCCCCUCACGUCUGCCGCAGCGGCCUUGGAUCGUGCUGCCCGGCGGCUUCUACAACCACGACGGCAUCUACACUUACAUCAGAGAGUGCACAGGACACGGUAAAAUCUUGUUCGCCACUGGCAAGCAGGAGUGCACCCCGUUCAAGCGCUCCAACAUCAACAGCUCCUUCCCCGACAGCUUGCGAUGCGUUGGCUCCACCGACGGCUGGCUCGCCCUCGACUACGCUGAUGAUAAGAACAAAAUUCAUACCUACUUCUUGCACAAUCCUUUCUCUAAGGAAGUUGUGGCUCUCCCCGAGCUUGAUGCCAUCGUCGGUAAUAGUUCCGAGUUAUUUCAGAUCCGCAAGGUGCUCAUCCGAUCGACCCCUGGUGACCAGCUUGUCGUUAUCAUGACCAACAAUUGGAACUAUCCGAUCAUCUUAAUCCGACCGGGAAAGGGCGCGUGGUUACCGAGGCCACAAGCAACCCCCUUCAUCAACAUUAUUGACAUCGUGCUCUUACGAAACAGGCUCUACGGGAUCACCCAGGCAGAGGACCUCUUCUCCUUGAAUGUAAGCUUUAAUGCUGAUGGCAUACCCACAGUCACCAAUAUCAAGCACCACAUCAGAUCGGGCGAUGCUGAUUCCAGUGUGGAGAGCGACUUAGAUGAGGACCAACACCAUUAUUGUGAGAACGAAGAGGAUCGGCUUCAGGGCAACUUGUAUGAAUUGAGGACAAUUGGAGACAACAUGAUCAAUGAUGGCAUCCUGUGGGAUGAGAUGCCUUAUGCUCCCAAUGAUCACCUCGCCACAUUUUGGUACUUACUUGAGUCGUGUGGGAAGCUAAUCAUGGUGAAGCGUCAAUUGCAAUUUCCUAAAUGUUGUUAUGUCAAAUUCACUCGUAAGUUGGAGGGUUUUGAGGCAGAUUUCAGCGCACGCACAUGGUUGCCGGUGUCAGGUGGGCUAGGUGGCCAAGCACUUUUCAUCAGCAAACGCUUCAGCAAGUCUGUUUCUGCUUUUGGAGAGAGAGAGGAGGAUGCUAUUUAUUUUAUCGAUACAGGUGAGGUGUUCAACAUAAAAUCCAAAACUCAAAGCCGGCCAGUAGAAAGAAGCGUCGAUUCCCGUUGCUCAACAUGGAUCUUCCCUCCAAGCUAGCUGUAAGAGUACACUACUAGAUGCUGCAAAAGGAAUUAUUUAUCUUAACUAUUCCCUACAUACGGCUGCUUAUCCAUCACAUUUUUCAUCACUUUCAGUACACUCAAGUCUAAGAUGCCGUUAUGUUGAUUUUUCCACAUCCUAUGCAUGUUUGCAUAGGAUGAUCAUUGCAAUGCUCCUUAACACAUGUUUGCUCCGGGCGAUGAUCAUUGCAAUGCUCCUUAACACAUGUUUGCUCCGGGCGAUGUGCAUUCCUAUCCCCUUGCUUUUACUUUCACAUUGUUCACACGGCAGAUUCACCACCAAGAUAAAUAGUCUAAGGCAUGAUGAAACCACAGGUCGGCUUUCAUGAUCUCCUGUCACGUCAAAGCCUGCAAGAUCACGACACUAUUACAAACCAUGGACUUUUUGUGUUUCUGAAGAGGGCACCAUAGAGUGUUAUACCCAUUUGUCCUUGUCAUGGUCUUUGGAACGGGGACAUUAAUCUCCGUUCCUAAUCUUACUAGCAAGCCGAGGUGAUCAGAAUCAUGACAUCUGAUGUGCAGACCUUGUGUAAAAUAGGAACCUAUGCAGCAUCCAGUGGUUGAAGUCACCAAAUUUAUCAUGGGAAGGUGUAGCUUCUUACUGCAGGUUGGUAUAUGAAUGAUAUCAUUUUAACCCUCAUCUGCCUUUCCACUGGAUCUCCGAGGGUUGCUGCCGAGUACUUUGGUUACAUAGUUGUUAGUACCUCCCAAUCUACAAGGGCACUCAACUCUUACCUUACCAAUGGUGGUUUUCUGAAUAUACGCGGCAGGGGUUUGUUCUGUAUAUCCAGCCGGUGCUCUGAAUAUGUACAACACAUAAUCAGGCACAUCCACAACUUGUGGAGUCAUCAGAAGUAUGACCAGUCUCCAAAUGCCAUCUUGCAUAGUACGUAUAUUUUGGAAAGGAAGAAGCUACUCAUGUUGGACAAGAUGCAGCCAGCUCAGAGAGAGAGAAAGAGAUAAAUUUGGCUUCAUCGGGUUGCAUCUUUUCUUCCAACUUCCAUUUUGGUAACAGAAACAGAGUGCCUUACCUGCUGAAUUUAUUGUGUUUUUGCACUUCCUCGUGUUUGAUGGAGGAGGUGGUGACUGAAUUAUCCUUCAAAUGAAUGCCUACCUUUAUAUGUUGCUGAACAUAAUAUUGGAAGAUGUGUACAUGUAUGUCCUUGCCUACCAAAUGAAUGCCUGCCUUUAUAUGUUGCUGAACAUCCUCCCUCAUGUAAUUAGUGGUCUGUGUGAUAUGAUGCCAGAGUGGCCAUGGCUGCUCGUUUUGU
Molecule: messenger RNA, 2838 nt
Organism: Triticum urartu
Lineage: Eukaryota; Viridiplantae; Streptophyta; Magnoliopsida; Poales; Poaceae
Source: RefSeq, a predicted model, not a curated record